AUGUCAAACAGUCAUCAUACAUCCCAGGGAAGAAGAAACAAACUUUCAGUGUGGGUUAAAAAAAUAAUAAACACCACUACCACAACUAACGCAUCGGUCUCGAGCAGUAAACCAAGACGCGGCACUAGGGCUGGCCCCACAAGAGUUAAGCGUGCUGAGUUGGAUCCGGAUGGAACAACCAUCAGUUCGUCGUUGCGACCAUUGGUUGAUCGAAAUUCGUUGCAUUCGAGCGAAUCCGAUGACGAAGGAGACCGUCGAGUGGCAUGGGAUGAACCACCAACAGGCAAAGUAAGACAGCAGCAGCAGCAACAGCAGCAACAACAAAACGACAACGCAAGUGUUAUUCCGCUAGUAUCGUUUUGUUCCUCGUCAGUGAAGUCGUCUACUUUCUCGGACAUUCAUUCAAUACAGUCUACGAGGCCCACAAUAUUCUCUAACAGGACGUUUGAGACGAAUUCUAGCGUUCUGGCCAUCCCACCACAGAGUAUAUUGGAUCGAUCAAGAACCCUCCCGCCGUCGAACGCAAGUAACACUACCACAAGAAGACCGUGA
Molecule: messenger RNA, 552 nt
Organism: Saccharomyces cerevisiae S288C
Lineage: Eukaryota; Fungi; Ascomycota; Saccharomycetes; Saccharomycetales; Saccharomycetaceae
Gene: YKR045C
Exons: 1
Coding region: 1-552 (183 amino acids)
Cellular component (GO): cytoplasm
Source: RefSeq, marked reviewed